Sphaeramia orbicularis (orbiculate cardinalfish) is the source of this 2247-nucleotide messenger RNA. Its product is annotated as D(4) dopamine receptor. NCBI's taxonomy places the organism in Eukaryota, Metazoa, Chordata, Actinopteri, Kurtiformes, Apogonidae. The coding region runs from base 514 to 1665 and encodes 383 amino acids. Gene Ontology annotation, molecular function: dopamine neurotransmitter receptor activity, coupled via Gi/Go; G protein-coupled receptor activity. The record is from RefSeq and is a predicted model, not a curated record. The transcript has 4 exons. Gene Ontology annotation, cellular component: plasma membrane. Gene Ontology annotation, biological process: regulation of dopamine secretion; regulation of potassium ion transport; negative regulation of cytosolic calcium ion concentration.
CACACACCGUCUCCUGUUGGAGCUCAAGGACUGAAGGACACCGUAAAGCGCAGCUGAUAAGCUGCUUUAAUCGGUUAAUUUGGAUCCGUUGGCCUUUAACGGGCUGCAGGUAAACACCGGGAAGAAACUGGAACCACCCGAAACCCUGCGCUCCGUCCGCGCACAAAUGGACUUUAUUGGUCUGUUCCUUUGAAGGACUGCGGUAUUUAAAGUUUUUAACGUCUCUAAGUGUGGUUUCUUCUCAGGUUCUUUGUGUUGGAAUGAUGAGUGUUAGUCUGUGCUCCACUCUGUGAGUCACUCCAGUCUGCGCCUGGAUCCAAAUCUGUUUUACGCAAGAGUUUGUUUGCGCCCGGUGCGCCCCCGGCACAGUGGAGCUCCGAAGCGGAGUCUGGCAGUCUGAGUCUCUGUGACACCAUGACGAGACCCCCGUGUUGGGACCGGAGCCCGGCCCGGCCUUCAUGAGAGCCCGCUGGCCGCGCUGCUGUGGCACGGAGCGGAGGAGCAGCGGCGCAGAUGGCGGCCAACGGGAGCGCGGCGGCGGGGGAGGGAGAGGCGGAGGAGACCGCGCACAACCUGCCGGCCCUGAUCUUCGGGGUUCUGCUGAUCAUUGUGAUCAUCUGCGGGAACCUGCUGGUGUGUCUGAGCGUGUUCACAGAGAAGGCGCUGAAGACCACCACCAACUACUUCAUAGUGAGUCUGGCGGUGGCGGAUCUGAUGCUCGCAGUGCUCGUGCUGCCGCUCUUCGUGUACUCUGAGUUCCAGGAUGGUGUGUGGACCCUCAGCACUUCCCUCUGUGACGGUCUGAUGACAAUGGAUGUAAUGCUGUGCACCGCCUCCAUUUUUAACCUCUGUGCCAUCAGCAUCGACAGGUUCAUUGCUGUGUCCAUCCCUCUGAACUACAACCGGAAGCACGUGGACCUGCGCCAGGCCGUGCUGCUGUCGGCCACCUGGGUCCUGGCCCUGGCCGUGGCCUCCCCCAUCAUGUUCGGACUCAACAACGUGCCGGGCCGCGACCCCACCGAGUGUAAACUGGAGAACGACGACUACGUGUUGUAUUCUUCGGUGUGCUCCUUCUUCAUCCCCUGCCCCAUCAUGCUGCUGCUGUACUGCGCCAUGUUCCGCGGUCUGCGCCGCUGGGAGGAGGCGCGCAAAGCCAAGCUGCGGAACAGCAUCCAGGCCUGCCGCAAACUGCAGGAGGCCGCCGCGGGGCUGCCGCCGCUGGCCUCCCUGCCGCCGCUGCUGCCGCCCAUCAUAGAGCGGGAGCCCACCGACACCCCGGACGAGCUGCCCGCCUUCCCGGCCCCGGACCUGCCCCCGGCUCCGUCCGAGUACCGGGACACGCACCUGAGGACCGUCAGCCUGGCGGAAAUCAAGUUCAACCCGGACCCCCGGCGCAAGAAGAGGGCGAAGAUCAACAGCCGGGAGCGGAAGGCCAUGAAGGUCCUGCCCGUGGUCGUGGGUGCCUUCCUUUUCUGCUGGACUCCGUUCUUCGUCCUCCACACAAUGCGAGCCCGGUGUCAGGGCUGCCACGUCCCCCCAGCCUUGAUGAGCGUAGUCACAUGGCUCGGCUACGUAAACAGCGCCCUCAACCCUGUCAUCUACACCGUCUUCAACACAGAGUUUAGGAACUUCUUUAAAAAGGUCUUUCAACGCUGCUGUUCAUAGUAAACGGACAGUUUCUGGACAUACGCCACCUCCGAGAGACACUCACAGUUUGGUGUUUAUGAACUUUUAUUUUCUAAAUGUGACGACAGCAAUGUUUGUGUUAUUCUGAAAACUGACCGAUUUUAUAUGUUCAUGCUAAUCUUUUCAGAAUAAACAUUUUUCAUUCUCAUCAGUGUUGUGGCCAAGAGUCAAAAAUAAAUGGUAAUAACUUUUUCUUUUUACUAAAUGUAACCAAUCAUUUGUUAAAGGUUCACAAAAUUUUCACCAUGAGACUCAAGAGAAAUUUGGUAUCCGCUUGGGUCUAAAUUUUUAUUGACUCUUCUAUCAAAACAUGCUCUGAAAGUUUAUUUUUCCUCUUUAUUUUUUGCAUCUUGUUACAUUAUUUUUGUCAAUUUAAUGAAGUAAGUCUUUGAUUUUUUUUUUUUUUUUUUUAUCUUGUGAUAGCUUUAACACCAUGCUCAUCUUCUUUUGUUAUUUUCAUUUUGGUGCCUCCAUUUCAUGUGGCUUUACUGAGUUUAACAUUCAUUAACAUUUCGAGAGAACACUUUCAUUUUGGUUUAAUAAAGAUGAAUUUAAGUCUCA